GGAGUCUUAUUUUGAAAGGCCAUUUAAGAAGUAGUACAGCUGAAUCUGUGUAACUUUAUUACGUAAUUUAGGAAAAGUGAAAAUAAUCGACUUUAUUUCUUCUUGGCUGAAGAUCAUCGUCUGCUCUGCUCCCAGAUAUUUUCAUGCUCGAACAUGAAUCCGGGUCUCACCAUCGUCCUUCUGGGAAACUCAGGAGUUGGUAAAAGUGCUUCAGGAAACACGAUUCUGGGUCGACAAGCAUUUGUGUCAAAACGAUCCUUCAAACAAGUCACGACAAAGAUCUCUGAUCCUGAAACUGAAACUGUGUUUGGUAAACGGAUCGCAGUGAUCGACACUCCAGGAAUAUUUGGGUCUGAGAGGGAUGUUAAGAGAUGUUGUCAGGAGGUCCUGCAGUCUUCCACACCUUGUUUGUUCCUGGUGGUGAUUAAAAUAGAUCGAUUCACCACAGAGCAGAUGAACGCCGUGGAGGCAGCUAUCAGAGUCAUUGGAAGAGACAAACUCAAACACAGUUACCUGCUCUUCACAGGAGGAGACGUGUUAGAUAAUGAGUUGGAAGACUUCAUCAACGAAGAUCCAGAUGGUGCUCUUGGACGUUAUGUUGAAAUGUUUGGAGGACAUCAUGUGUUCAACAAUGAAAAUGGAGGACAGGGACAAGUCAGAGAGCUGCUGCUAAAGUCAGGACACCUGGAAGACGCUGCAGCUGAUCUUCCUGAAAGAAGGAUCGUGCUGCUCGGUCUACCUGGAUAUGGGAAAAGUGCAUCAGGAAACACCAUCCUGGGAUCAAAGAAGUUUAAAUCAGAGAGCAACUUCAAUGCAGUAACUACACAGACUGUCUCUGCAUCAGCCGUGGUGGACGGCCGUCGUGUCACAGUGGUGGACACUCCAGGAUUCACUCCAGGACAGGUUCUUUCACUCAAAAACCUGUUUUAUGAGAUCAUGAAGUCGAUAGCAGAGGCCAGUCCAGGACCACAUGCCUUCAUCAUUGUGGUGAAGAUUGACAGGAUCUCUGAAGCAGAUGUCAUACUGUAUGAGAUGCUGCCAAAACUGUUCGGCAGAGAUGCUCAUAAGUAUGUGAUGAUCCUUUUCACUUAUGGAGAUCAGCUAGGAGACCAGAACAUUGAAGAGUUAAUCAGGUCCCACAAAUGUGUGGAAAGACUGGUCUCUGAGUUUAGAUAUUCUGUGUUUAACAACACAAAGAGAGGGGACAGGGUGCAGGUUAAAGACCUUCUGGGUAAAAUUGAUGUGAUGGUAACAGCUAACAAUGGUGAGCACUACAACUCUGAGAUGUUCUAUGAUGUUCAUCCACUGGAUGUUCAGCCACUGGAUGUUCAGCCACUGGAUGUUCCGCCAAAAGAUGGACCGUCACUAUGGGAGAAAUUUGUUCUAUGGGUAAAUGCUUUAUGGGAGGAACUUAAGGAGUGGUUCAAAGAGAAGAUCUGUAUUUUAGAAAAGUUCUUAUCAAAAGAACGCCAGUGCUACGCGAGGGUUGUCUAGUGGUACGCAGGGAAAAGUUGAACGUGGAACGAGCUGGGGAAAUGUAAUGUAAAUGUAAGGGAGUAAAUAUAUGUAGUAUGUAGGCUAACUUCAAAAUGAGUGGUUCAGCAACACUUAAAUCAUGGCUUCAAAGUGGAACAAUUAAAAAGAAGACUUUAAACUAUUGUUAUGAGUGUGCCUUGCAAAGCGCACUAUAUACUCUCCACCCAGGAAAGGUUUAAUUAGUGUGGAUGCCCAAAGGUCAUAUUACUAUAUUACUAUUGUUCUUCAAAUCUUUAUUCUUAUUAUUCUGUCUUCCGUACGUUUUGUACUUGUAUUCAACUUUACAGAAUCUUUUACCAUUUUAAAAUAAUCAAACACUAAAGUUGAGCAGGUUUUUACUCGAAAUCUGCGUUUGCAAUGGGUGUGUAUUUUGUCUGCGCCAGAGUGAAGAAGCAGAGAGAGAAAAAAUAAAACAGAAAAGUCUCUCGUGGCCACAAAUUUCAUGCUACAGAAAUAAUUUAUACAUAGAAACGUAGGAAAAUGUGUCCUCUCACUCACAUUCAUCUGCUAAAGCUCUCAGACUUAUAGUUUUGGCAGGAGACACACUGAUGCACCAGCAACACCGACCUAUGGCCCCAUCUACUCCCAAGCUGGUUCAAUGAUUGGAAACAUUGCAUUUCCUUUCAUUAUGUGAUGACAGCCAGAUCUAUGUCCCCCUCAAAAAGUCAGAUUCUUACUCUGUUAACCCGCCGAUAAAGUGCUUACAUGACCUUAAAGCUUGGAUGGCUUUAAGUUUUCUGAAUUUUAAUGAAAAAAAAUGAAGUCAUGGUCUUUGGUGGCACUUCUGUGACCCUCUGUGUGACCUUAUGUGUAUACAGUACAUGUAUAUUUUUAUCUUGCUUUUUAUUAUUUUAUUUUAUUUUAUUGUUUUAUAUCUUUCUGGUGUCUACUUCAUCUUUUGAAUGUGCUUCUAUUGUGUUAUCUAUCUAUUGUGUUUUAUCUUGUUGUGCAGCACUUUGGAAACUUUGUGUUUGCUAAAAUUGUGUUGUAUGAAUAAAGUGUAUUGGAUAUUGCAUAUAAUACAUUUGGUAUAAUGUUAUGUGAUUUGCCUUAAGUGUAAUAAUAAAGUCGUCCCAUCAAUCAUC
This is a messenger RNA of Larimichthys crocea (large yellow croaker), 2621 nucleotides long. Its product is annotated as GTPase IMAP family member 8-like. Gene Ontology annotation, molecular function: GTP binding. Bases 154 to 1494 code for a protein of 446 amino acids. The transcript has 3 exons. The record is from RefSeq and is a predicted model, not a curated record. Lineage: Eukaryota; Metazoa; Chordata; Actinopteri; Sciaenidae.